UCCCGGUUGAACGUAGCAGAGCGUGCAGCAAGGGAACUUUAGGCUUUUUUGAAAUCCAACCUCUCCUCCAUACAGAGCUGAUUCUCAAAGAUUUCCAGACGGCCACAUAGCUCCACACAGCUUAACUCCAAACCCUCACUGGCUUUGGAAGGCAGAAACUCAAAUCACCAGCACCAAAUGGCCGCGGCGCAGUCAGACACCAUCAUGCUCUGCUCCUCGCGAGCUCUUGUCUCUGGCCGUCUGUGCCCCGCUACCAUCACCGUCUCCCGCGCCACCGGUAAGAUCACUGCCAUUCACUCUUCUAUCUUAUCACCAGCUCUCUUUCCUCCCAAUACCCCUUACAUUGACUUCUCACCUUACAUCCUCCUUCCUGGUCUUGUGGAUGCGCAUGUACAUCUUAAUGAGCCAGGGCGCACGGAAUGGGAAGGAUUCUACACGGGCACGCAGGCUGCUGCGUUUGGCGGGGUUACCACCGUGGUUGACAUGCCGCUGAAUAGUAUUCCACCCACAACUAGUGUGGGAGGGCUGGAAGAGAAGAUUGUAGCGGCAGAGGAGCAGGUGUGGGUUGAUGUAGGGUUCUACGGGGGAGUGGUCCCAGGAAAUGUUGGCAAAGGGGAGUUGAAAAGACUGGUUAGGAGGGGUGUGAGAGGGCUUAAGGGGUUUUUGAUCGAUAGUGGAGUUGAGGAAUUUCCUGCAAUUAAGCCUAGUGAUAUCAAAGAGGCCCUGAUGGAAUUGGCAGACGAGAAGACAACGCUCAUGUUCCAUGCAGAAAUGAUUCCCCCAGGGACGUUUGAGGAAGAGAUCGAUAUGCAGAUUUUGGUCCAAAAAUCAUCGAAUGCAUACUCAACGUUCCUCUCCUCUCGACCCCCAGUGUUCGAAACAUGUGCCAUCGAGCAAAUUCUCUCUCUUUCGCAGCUUGCGCCAGAUUUGCCUCUCCACAUCGUUCAUCUCUCUGCCGCGCAAGCAAUUCCUCUUCUGCGCGAAGCUAGAAAAAGGGGGGUCAAAAUUACUGCGGAAACGUGCUUCCAUUACCUCACCAUGGCGGCGGAAAAUAUCCCAGACGGAGACACGAGACAUAAAUGCUGUCCACCGAUCCGCGAGCAAGCGAACCAAGACGAGCUAUGGCAGGAAUUAUUCCGACACGAGUCUGACGACGGUGUCAUCAAAACAGUCGUAUCUGAUCAUUCGCCCUGCACGCCUGACUUGAAACUUCUCCCUGGGCAUAUACCCAGCAGUGCCCCACCAACAAAAAAGGAGCAAAACGCUAAUGAAAAUGAAAGUGAAAGCCUAGGCGACUUCCUCGCCGCAUGGGGAGGAAUCUCAUCCGUCGGUCUUGGGCUUUCAAUUCUCUGGACAGGGUUAAAUCGUCGAUAUCCCGACGUGUCAACAGCACAUCCCUCGGGAAGAUUGUUACUUGAACAUGUAGUCCAAUGGUGCUGUAUUAACCCUGCUACACAGGUAGGAUUGAAAGGCCGAAAGGGUGACUUGGCCGUGGGAUACGAUGCAGAUAUCUGUGUGUUUGACGAUGAAGCGGAAUGGACUGUGGAACCUGACACGAUGCUGUUUCGGAACAAGUGCUCACCGUACCAGGGGAAGAGGCUGAGGGGGGUGGUGAGAGAGACGUGGCUCAGAGGCCAACGGGUGUUUAGUCGCGAUGAAGGGUUUGGCGAUGGGAAACCGCAGGGAAAGCUUUUGCUAUAGCCUCGCGGGAUGACGCUUGAUUCAAGCAGAAACCUAGCGUCACAGCUUUGAGCUCUCAGGAAGAUUUUCGUCGGAUGACAAACGUAAAGUGGCGCGCGUGGCCAAGCGGUAAGGCGUCGCACUCGUACUCUCAUGACAUGCGGAAAUCGCCGGUUCGAAUCCGGUCGUGCGCACUUCUUUUUUUUUUAAAAGAAAAAAAACACUCGAGCAAGCCAGCAACGAAGAAUUAUUUUUCUACUGUUGAAUCAACAUUAAGCUUUCUGGCUCUUAAAUAUUCUCUCCGUGCGAUAAACCCAAUGCACCCUUGGUCAUUUGUUCAACUUGAAAUAUACAUACACUAUCGAUGCAAGCAUCAAAUGAGCAAUGCCCUUUUCAA
Molecule: messenger RNA, 2077 nt
Organism: Coccidioides immitis RS
Lineage: Eukaryota; Fungi; Ascomycota; Eurotiomycetes; Onygenales; Onygenaceae
Product: allantoinase
Exons: 2
Coding region: 178-1701 (507 amino acids)
Biological process (GO): purine nucleobase catabolic process
Cellular component (GO): cytoplasm
Molecular function (GO): allantoinase activity
Source: RefSeq, a predicted model, not a curated record